Molecule: messenger RNA, 1001 nt
Organism: Oryzias latipes (Japanese medaka)
Lineage: Eukaryota; Metazoa; Chordata; Actinopteri; Beloniformes; Adrianichthyidae
Product: Ferritin, lower subunit-like
Biological process (GO): iron ion transport; intracellular iron ion homeostasis
Cellular component (GO): cytoplasm
Molecular function (GO): ferrous iron binding; ferric iron binding
Source: RefSeq, a predicted model, not a curated record
UUACCUCAGAAAAACAGCAGGGGGCAACAGUGAGCAGCUGUGGCGUCUGCUCCACCUCAGCUUAUAAAGGGAAGAAGACAGCUGCAGGGCGUUUGUGUUUCUCCUCUCUCGUCGUGUAAACAACAAAGCUGAAGAAAUGCAGUCUGCAGUUAGACACAACUUCCAUGCGGAGACCGAAGGUGACAUAAACAAGCUGAUCAACCUGAAGCUCAAUGCUUCCUACACCUUUCUUUCCCUGGGGAUGUAUUUUGACAGGGAUGAUGUUGCUCUGCCUAAAUUCUCCAGUUUUUUCCUGGAGCGCUCCGAGAAGGAAAGGGAUCAAGCUGAAAAACUUCUGGAAUACCAGAACUUGAGAGGAGGCCGGAUUUUGCUUCAAAAUAUUGCAAAGCCAAGCAAAGAUGACUGGAGAAGUGGUCUGGAUGCUUUAACUUACUCCUUGGAUUACCAGAAGACUCUGAACAAAUGGAUCACUGAUGUGCACCAUAGAGCGGACGCUCACCACGAUGCACAUUUCUGCGAUUUUCUUGAGGAGCAUUUCCUCAUCGACAGCCACGACACCAUCAAGAAGCUGGGAGAUUACAUUGGAAGCCUCGGCCGCCUCGUUGCAUCGGAGACGAACGCCUCUCUGGGCGAAUACCUGUUUGAUAAACACACUCUGUAAAUGUCGCUGCAGUACGUGGAUGCAAGCUUCCCGCUUUCCAAAAUUCCUCAGAUUAGGUCAAUGGAGCAUAUUCUGGUGAAACUGGAAAGUGUUUUUCACAAAAUACCUUAAUGUACCAAAAACACAGGAAAAUAAACUUUGUACCUCGAAUUGUCUGAAUAUGACAUCCGUUAAGAUUUCCGUUAAAAUUUGUUGGCUGUAAAAUUAAAGUUGCAGGUUAACAUUUUUGCGCAAAGAGCCAUUUAUAGACUGUGCAUUUCAGUGUCCUUGUCAGUUUUUGUUUUUUUUUGUGUGUCAGAAUUUGCAAAGAUGGACAGAAAUAAAAUGGACUUAAGCUGUU